GUUUCUUCUAUAUGACAGUCACUACAAUUUCGAUUUCUGAAAUCCAGCAUUUCGUGAAAGGAAAGUGAAAUUUGGAACGGAGAUAAGCACGAAAUUUCCCAAAAAUUUAUUUGUUCUUGUCUUUUCUUUGCCACCUGUCUCAAUCGUUUUCCUCAUCUCUCUCGACUAAUAAUUGUUUAGAGCAAGCUUCUUCAUCUUCUAUUUUAAUUCCUUUUCUGAUAUUAAUUUUUCUCAUGCCCGCCAUGAAAAACAUGAAAAAAGUGUAUGUUUCUUUGCAAAAACUUUCAAUCCCAGCCCCUUUCUACUUUAUGCUCUUGCUCCAAAACCUGAACAUCUCAGCCGCAUACACUCCUCCUGAUAACAUAGCACUCGACUGUGGUUCCGUCAGCAACAACAAUGAUUCCACUCCGCGGUUGUGGCUUGGAGAUGAUAAAUAUUUAGAUCAGCCCAAAAAUACUGAAGCAGUUAUGUCAAAUGUUUCAGGUACAAAAACAGACCCCAUACCUUAUAACACUGCACGCCUCUCUCACUCUCAUUUUAGCUACACGUUUAACGUGACACCAGGACAAAAAUUCGUUCGCCUUCACUUUUAUCCCACUUCUUACGGAGAAUUCAACCGCUCAACUGCUUUUUUCGAUGUCCAUAUCGGCCGUUAUACCCUCCUAAGCAACUUUAGCGCUGCCCUCACAGCUGAUGAUUGUAAAUCGGAAACCUUUUCUAAAGAAUUUUGCGUAAAUGUUGAAGAUUCUGAGCGAAAGCUGACCAUAUUGUUCACUGCAAGUCGCAGUAUGCCUGAUUCAUAUGCUUUCAUCAACGGAAUUGAAAUUGUGUCCAUGCCGGACAAUCUUUAUUACUCUGCGGACAAUGACACGGGGUUUAAGUUUGUUAACCAGGAGAAUCCUUACCGCAUCGAAAAGAACAUGGCUCUUGAGAUGGUAUACAGAAUAAAUGUGGGCGGUAGCUUCGUUUCACCUGCAGGAGAUACAGGCAUGUAUAGGAGCUGGUCUGACGACAAUAAAUACUUGACUGAUGCGAGACCUAGUGCUCUUCCCGUUAAUCUUAGCAGAGAGCUCAAUUUCAGCAUGAUACCCAAUUACACCGCACCAGUCCCAAUUUAUACAACUGCCAGGACGAUGGGAACCAACAAGACAAUGAAUGAGAACUAUAGACUCACUUGGCAAUUUCAAGUUGAUUCUGGAUUCACUUACCUUGUUAGGCUACAUUUUUGUGAGUUCCAGAAUGAGAUAGUAGCCGCGGCAAACAGAGUUUUUCAGAUCUACAUAAACAAUCUGGUGGCUGAAUCUCAAGCAGAUGUCGUUAGUUGGGCUGAAGGAACCGGGAUUCCUGUAAUUCACGAUUAUGCUGUUAUGAUUGGCAGUGGAGGAAAAGCAGGAAACCAGAAGAGAACAAAUCUAUCAAUUUCACUACAUCCCGCCCCAGCUUGGAUGACCAACUAUUCUGAUGCUAUAUUGAAUGGGCUUGAAAUAUUCAAAUUGAGCAAUGAUGGAAAUCUAACCGGACCCAACCCUGACCCAGUUCCAGUUCCAGCCGGUACACCGGGCGGUUUUAAGCCAACAAGAAGGAAAAAUAGUGUUCAUAAAAUAAUAUUUUCCAUAGUUGGUGGUAUAGCAUUAUGCUUCGUUUCUCUUUCUCUUCUAUGUUUCUUACGGAAAAUGAGAGUCAAGAAUUCUGGUUCAACUGACGGGUCGACCUGGUGGAGUCAAUUUUCUUCUAAAACCAAGUCCUCAAGAUCAUCUCUACCAUCCGAUCUUUGUCGAUACUUCUCACUUGCUGAGAUCAAAGCAGCUACCAACGACUUUGACAAUGUUUUUGUUAUUGGUGUUGGAGGGUUUGGUAACGUUUACAAGGGAUUCAUAGAUGGUGGUGCCAAACAAGUGGCAAUCAAACGAUUGAAUCCUGAAUCUGAACAAGGUGCCCUUGAGUUCAAGACCGAGAUCGAGAUGCUUUCCCAACUACGCCAUCUCCAUUUGGUCUCUUUGAUUGGUUAUUGCAACGACGCCCGUGAGAUGAUCCUGGUCUAUAAUUUCAUGGCCCGUGGCAGCCUCCGUGAUCAUCUCUACAAGACUGAUAAUCCCCCUCUUCCAUGGAAACAAAGGCUGGAGAUUUGUAUUGGUGCGGCACGUGGGUUGCAAUACCUUCACACUGGAGCAAAGCACACAAUAAUUCAUCGUGAUGUUAAGACAACAAAUAUUUUGUUGGAUGAGAAGUGGGUGGCCAAGGUUUCAGAUUUUGGGUUAUCGAAAUUAGGCCCUACAAACGUGUCCAAGGCACACGUUACCACGGUUGUAAAGGGUAGCCUUGGGUACUUGGAUCCAGAAUACUAUCGUCGUCAACAAUUGACGGAAAAAUCGGAUGUGUAUUCAUUUGGUGUAGUGUUGUGUGAAGUAUUGUGUGCUAGACCACCAAUUAACCGAACGGCAGAUAAGGAACAAGCUAGCUUAGCAACAUGGGCUCAAGAAUGCUACCGCAACGGAACCCUUGAUCAGUUCAUUGAUCCAUUUUUAAGGGGUAAGAUAGCUUCUCCGUGUUUCAAGAAAUUUACUGAGGUGGCGAUGAGUUGCUUAGUUGACGAGGGAACCGAGCGGCCAUCAAUGAGCGAUGUUGUGUGGAGCCUUGAGUUUGCUCUACAGUUGCAGCGUAAUGCGGAAGGGGAGAUAAAUUGUGGCAAUAAUCAAAUUGAAGUAGAUGUGGAAGACGAGACCCAUCUUUUAACAGAUGCUAGCGGUGAAGUGUUUAGCAGCAUUGGUGAACACGUUCUGAUGUCCCGCACCACGUUUAGUAUAACAAGUGAUGAACAAAGUAUUACCAACAAGGAUUUCGACGAAGUACUCAGGUCUCGGGCAGUUUUCUCUGAGAUUAGGAAUCCACAAGGCCGAUGAUCUCAAGGGUUUAAUUUGCUUUCUAUGUUUUGUUGGGUCUAUGUUGACUGUAUUAUUUUAUCCAAAUUUUCUGGGUCUGUUUUUGACACUAUUAUUUUAUCCAAAUUUUCUGUUUUUCUUUUAUUUC
Molecule: messenger RNA, 3027 nt
Organism: Theobroma cacao (cacao)
Lineage: Eukaryota; Viridiplantae; Streptophyta; Magnoliopsida; Malvales; Malvaceae
Source: RefSeq, a predicted model, not a curated record